AUGGCAUCUUUGCUAUAUCGAGUCUAUUCAGCCUUCACCCCAACCACAGUCGAGAAGAAGAGCGACGCCAUUAGGUUUGGUGUCCUGGGAGCAGCGAAGAUUGCUCCGUUGGCACUGAUAACCCCAGCAAAGUCCCAUCCUGAAAUCAUUGUAMAAGCCGUAGCUGCAAGAAAUCGUACCCGAGCCGAAGAGUUUGCAAAGCAGAACGGGAUUCCGGAAGUCAGAGAUACAUAUCAGGAAAUCCUUGACGACCCGAAUAUCGAUGCUAUCUUCAUUCCACUACCCAACAGUCUGCACUUUGAAUGGGCUGUUCGCGCCAUUCGCGCUGGUAAACAUGUCUUGGUCGAGAAGCCAUCUGUCUCAAACUCAAAAGAAGCCGAGAUUCUCUUCAAUCUCCCAGAACUAUCCCAGCCAAAUGCUCCAGUCCUACUGGAAGCUUUCCACAACCGUUUCCACCCUUCCGUGCACCUAUUUCGAACGUUCAUCAAUCCCGCCGAUGUCGUACACGUUCACACCGAUUCCAUGGUACCAUGGUUGAUGACCAGUGCAGACGGCAUUGAGUUCAACUACAACCUCUCCGGCGGCAGCAUGAUGAUGCUUGGAACAUACAACUUUGGCAUUUUGCGAAUGAUCUUUGCCGACGAGCCGGAGGAAUGUCUGACCUGCGAAACGAGCAUUUUGGGUGAUGGCACCCACGACAAAUGUGACUCCGAUUUCAAGGCACGGUUCCGCUUUCCAAACGGCGGUAUAGGCGAGGCUACUACUUCGUUGCGAGGGCCCAUCUUUUGGAAACCGUCAGAAGCUAGGGUUACACACAAGGAAGUCGCGGUUCCUGACAAGACACUGCCAGAUACCCAGGAGAAAGUAAUGACGCGUGUGGUUACGUUGCACGGCUUCUUGCAUGCUAUUAUCUGGCAUCGCAUCGAUGUCAAGGACUCCUAUAUCAUCCGCAACAAGGCGGAUGGGAAACUUGUCAGGAAAUGGGCUGAGUCAAAGUCGCACAAGGCUUACAGUUUCAAGGAGGCUGGUGAUAGAUUCUCAAAUUUGCCUGGCGAAAAUUGGUGGAUGUCGUACCGCUAUCAGCUCGAGGCAUUUGUGAAUCGGAUCAAGGGUCGGCCAACACAGUAUUGGGUGAGUGGAGAGGAUUCGAUCAACCAGAUGAAGAUGGUCGAUAUGGCUUAUGAGAAGAGUGGGCUUGGGCUGCGGCCAACGAGUUCUUUUAGAUAA
Molecule: messenger RNA, 1227 nt
Organism: Talaromyces amestolkiae
Lineage: Eukaryota; Fungi; Ascomycota; Eurotiomycetes; Eurotiales; Trichocomaceae
Exons: 3
Coding region: 1-1227 (408 amino acids)
Molecular function (GO): nucleotide binding
Source: RefSeq, a predicted model, not a curated record